Spodoptera littoralis (African cotton leafworm) is the source of this 1593-nucleotide messenger RNA. NCBI's taxonomy places the organism in Eukaryota, Metazoa, Arthropoda, Insecta, Lepidoptera, Noctuidae. The record is from the annotation of a GenBank genome assembly.
AUGGCGCCGGAAUUUUGGUGGCUUAAAUAUAGGAAGAAAAAUUUGAAACCACGUUACCGUCUGACCACCGAGAUGCUGAUCAGAAAAAGUCUUAGGGAGACCUUCAAGGAAUAUAUCAGUUGUUCUUCAAUAUCUGGCGUGAGGCAUCUUAUUUCUCCGGAAGAACCUAUAAUGGCAAGACUAUGCACGUUUGUCAUGCUAUGCUGCCUCUUCUCCACCAUACAGUACUAUUUGUACCACACCUGGUCGGCAACACUUUCAAACCCACUGGUGGUGUCUGGAGAAUCGUUUACUUACCCCAUCAAGGACAUUGACUUCCCAGCAGUGGCUCUGUGCAAUACCAACCGGAUCAGCAGAAAAGCACUGAAGAAAAAGGCUUCGGAAAUGUAUCCGAAAUUGAGUAAACUGAACAAUUUAACCCUUCAUAAAUUGGAGCGUAUCCUGCAACUUAUGGGACAACUGAUUAAUUUUGAAAAGAACCCGUCAAACCUUUUUGAUAGUAAAUUGAUUGACGAAUACGAUAAGGUAUUCGGUUCUGAAACUGUGGAUAUAAUGAAGGCGUUAGCGCCAAGCUGUGAUGAAAUGCUCCUCAGAUGUUUAUGGGGAGGCAAGUCAGUGAAUUGCAGCAGUAUCUUCCAAGUCCGGAGAACUAUGCUGGGUCAUUGCUGUGCAUUCAAUUAUGUACUGGAAUAUGGUUCUGCCGAUAGGCCUAAAGGCACGAUAGGUACUGUAAAGAGGCAAAUAGUGCCCGGUUUGAUGAACGGCCUGAGAGUGAUAAUUGACGCCAUGGUUGAUGACUACGCAUACCCGCUGCAUCAGUAUAGACAAGGAUUUGACGUUCUUGUAUUUAAUUCAUAUCAUUUCGCUGAUACGACUGGCGGGAGAGUACUGCAGCGCACAGUUCAACCUAGUCAAGCUGAGUACUAUCUUUUAUCGUCAAUCAAACAAGUGGCCGCAGCGGAAGUUCGGAAAUACCCUAUAAAAACAAGACAGUGCCUAUUUCAUAAAGAUUUAUCUCAGAUGUACAACAAUUUUUAUUCGUAUAGUAGUUGCAUAACCAGCUGUCGGAUUCAAACAGUAGAAACUCUGUGCAAAUGUACCCCGUACUUUCUGCCAAGUAGUUCUGGAUUACCAACAUGUACACUGAAGAAUUUAAAUUGUUUGCACAAAUAUAAAGAUAAACUACGGUAUUUGUACCCAAGAGCCGCCGAAGGUAAUGAAGCGCUAAAAGAAGAAUUAACAGUCUCAAUGUACUGUCCCAAAUGCUGGCCAGACUGUGAAUUAACCGAUCAUUCUAUCAAAUCAUACAAAAUUAACCUUUUUAGAACAGGACGACCGGGAUUUAGAAACAGUUUCCUUGCCGGCCUGGACCUAACGAACAAAAGCAUAAUAAGUGUAUUCCAGCCUACAGGAGAAGGCGUGUUACAUCGCCUUGAUGUGGUUUCCUACUGGUACGAGAUACUAAGUAACAUCGGCAGUUUCGCGGGCGUGUUGAUGGGGAUUGGCAUCUUUACAUUCGUUGAAAUUAUUUAUUUUAUGUUCAUUCGAUUUUUUCAAAUAAUGUACAGUAAUUAUGUAACAUAUAAUAAAUAA